GUAGGAGGAAGGAGACGCCAUUAGAGGUAGGCGGAGAAGGUUCGCCGUUCGGCUUUCCUGCGGUGCCUGACGUGGUGGCCGGGGCCCUUCAUUCUCGGACUUUCCCCGGCCCUUCCAGGCCUCGCCGCGAGGAGAGAGCGGAGACGGCGCUCGGGUCGCUGGGGCCGGCGCGGCUGGGGCUGAGCCUGCCGCUGCUGUGAAGGCGCUGCCGCGGCUCUAGGGAGAGCUGCGCGACUCUCGGACGCGGGCGGCCGGGAAGCGACGGGAUGGCUGCGGCCGGCGGCGGGGCGGCGGCGGGCCGAGCCUACUCGUUUAAGGUGGUGCUGCUGGGGGAAGGCUGCGUGGGGAAGACGUCGCUGGUGCUGCGCUACUGCGAGAACAAGUUCAACGACAAGCACAUCACCACUCUGCAGGCGUCAUUCUUAACAAAGAAGUUAAAUAUUGGUGGGAAAAGAGUAAACCUUGCUAUAUGGGAUACAGCAGGUCAAGAGAGAUUCCAUGCAUUGGGUCCAAUUUACUACAGAGAUUCAAAUGGAGCUAUUUUAGUUUAUGAUAUAACAGAUGAAGAUUCUUUUCAGAAGGUGAAAAAUUGGGUCAAAGAAUUACGGAAAAUGUUGGGAAAUGAAAUCUGUUUAUGUAUAGUAGGUAAUAAAAUAGACUUGGAAAAGGAGAGACAUGUUUCUGUUCAAGAAGCAGAAUCAUAUGCAGAUUCGGUGGGAGCAAAACAUUAUCACACUUCAGCCAAACAGAACAAAGGAAUUGAGGAACUCUUUCUUGACCUUUGUAAAAGGAUGAUAGAAACAGCACAGGUGGAUGAGAGGGCAAAAGGCAAUGGAUCUAGUCAACCAGGAGCUGCAAGGCGAGGUGUACAAAUUAUCGAUGAUGAACCUCAAGCCCAGAGUGGUGGUGGAGGGUGCUGUUCUUCUGGAUAACUGUUCACGCCUAAGAAAUUGAAAAUCAAAACAAAACUGUGGAUCAUUGCCCUCAACAUGAAGACUGCCAUAUUCCAAGUCACAUUAUUUUACCAAUGGAGUUAUAGAAUUAACAGUAUUUUAAAUUACGUUUAUAACACUGCAGAGACCUUAAGUGCUAUACUUAGUGAAGUUUGUGACCAGAGAAUUGGCAUUUUCUACAAAUGUUAACAAAGCAAUUACCAAUGGCCUUUUUACAUAUUUUUUCUUUAAUGAGGAAUAAUAUGCAUGUAGAAAAGACCUACUUAAAGCCUUCAUUUAUAUUCUUUUAAAUCAAAUCUUUAUUUAAUAACUUAUAUAUGUUGUUGGAAUGGUAUACAUUUUUGCAGCCCUUUGUAUUUUGUGGUAGUUUGAAUUGUAUCACUUAUAAACAGCAAACUAUUUUAUUUGUUUUGUUUUUUUUUAAUUAGCAGAUACCUGAAGUACUAUUUUUGCAGGGUUUGCACAGGCCCCUAACUGUCUACUACUUUGAUAUAAUCUGUAUACAUCCUGUAUGCUGAGCUGGUAAAAUACAUUGUAAAUUACAUAUUAAAUAUUUUAUCUGCUUUUACAAGCGCAAGGUGCAAAAAUAUAUACAGUAGACUCAUUGAUGACUGUAAAGUGAAUUAACAUUUGGUGAUAAUGCCUAAGCUUUUUGACUCUGAUAUAAAGAUCAUAGGUCCCCUUCACUUUUGUCUUAACUUGAACAUGGCGUGUUUAAAUUUUCAUACGUACUUUACUUGAAUUAUUGCUGUUGUCACAUAUUUUGCCUCUGUGAGUCCACCUGAUGAUUGAGCAGCAGCAUUUGCCUUUGGUUUGGGGUUUUGUUCUUAUAAAAGAGAUGACUUCUGCUGAUCUUGCUUUAGAAUGGUUACCUUAAAAGAAUUUGAGUGGAGCAUGCGGUUUCUCUUCUGCAAUAGCUUUUGUUUUCUCUUAGGUUUUAUAUGAGAUGGGUUCGCUGGUGUAAAGAGAGGAAGAGAUCCAGAUGAUAGCCACUCACCAAGAUUCAUUCAUGUAGCACAUUAGUGGUAGUAUGUGUUCCUGAGGCAGCGCUUUUAGAUCCUUUGUGAGCAAGUUGUAUUUGUUCAUUGCUUGCCAGAGAUGAACACAGAAUAUUCUGUUUUGUUUUAUAAGAACUAUCCUUCUGAAUUUCUGUGGAGGGAAACAUGACAUGUAAUGCAGUUAUAGCGAACACUGGAAAGAUUUAUUGUAGAAUUAUAUUCUUGUAUACUUUAAAUUAGUUCCUCAUUAGAUUUUUUUUAAGCAUAGGGCUGAACUUUAAAUUUGUUAAUUUUAAUAGAAUCAGGUGCUGCUCACAGAAGGGACACAGAUUGUGGAAUUAACAUAAAUUGUUCUUGUUCUAAUAUAUAUAUUUUUUCAUUUCUGUCAUGCCUGGAAAACUAGUAAAUGUUAUGUCUAAGAUAAAAUGGAA
Messenger RNA from Carlito syrichta (Philippine tarsier), 2382 nucleotides. It is a transcript of the gene RAB21, whose product is annotated as RAB21, member RAS oncogene family. NCBI's taxonomy places the organism in Eukaryota, Metazoa, Chordata, Mammalia, Primates, Tarsiidae. The coding region runs from base 267 to 932 and encodes 221 amino acids. The record is from RefSeq and is a predicted model, not a curated record. Gene Ontology annotation, molecular function: GTPase activity; GTP binding. The transcript has 7 exons. Gene Ontology annotation, biological process: Rab protein signal transduction.